Etheostoma cragini (Arkansas darter) is the source of this 4100-nucleotide messenger RNA. It is a transcript of the gene yaf2, whose product is annotated as YY1 associated factor 2. Gene Ontology annotation, molecular function: DNA binding; transcription coregulator activity. Gene Ontology annotation, biological process: positive regulation of DNA-templated transcription. Gene Ontology annotation, cellular component: nucleus. The transcript has 4 exons. NCBI's taxonomy places the organism in Eukaryota, Metazoa, Chordata, Actinopteri, Perciformes, Percidae. The record is from RefSeq and is a predicted model, not a curated record. The coding region runs from base 201 to 761 and encodes 186 amino acids.
AGAUUCAUCAAGAGGAAUGUCAGCCUCGGGAAGUAACCCUGCUUCUGAUUGGCCAAAGCAAGUCACGUGAUCAUUUCCCAAGCGGAGUUUCCACGACAGCUGGAAGCCGAGCGGCACAGGCGCAUCGCUUCUUUGCUAAAUUAUUGGAAAUAACACGACUUCUGCUCGUCUCAGCACCUCCAGAUAAACCCUGGUCUGGCAUGGGCGACAAGAGGAGUCCCACAAGGCCGAAGCGUCAACCGAAGCCCUCCUCCGACGAGGGGUUUUGGGACUGCAGCGUGUGCACGUACAAGAACACAGCAGAGGCUUUUAAGUGCAUGAUGUGUGAUGUCAGGAAGGGGACGUCAACAAGGAAGCCUCGUCCCGUCUCCCAGCUCGUCUCGCAGCAGCAGGUAACGCAGCAGUUUGUGUUGCCCUUGCAGCCCAAAAAGGAGAAGAAGGAGAGAGUAGAGAGGGAGAAGAGCGACAGAGAGCCAGCGCUCAAGAAGAACAGUCACAAGAAGAUGAGACCGAGGUUAAAAAACAUUGACCGGAGCAGCGCCCAGCACUUGGAGGUGACGGUUGGGGACCUGACGGUCAUCAUAACGGACUUUAAGGAGAAGGCCAAGCCCUCGUCCACCUCGGCUACGGCGUCCACCACCGCGUCGACGGCCGACCACCACAGCCAGAACGGCUCCAGCUCAGAGAACACAGAGAAGGGGCUUUCCCGCUCCUCCUCUCCCAGAGGAGAGGGGAGCUCGGUCAAUGGAGAGUCCCACUGAGUCACCCAAAUCUCCAUCACCCUCCAACCCCAUCUCAUCUGCAAGCCCACAGGUCUCUGGUGGGACAUCCUUGCCUCUACUUUAUAGCUGCACAUUACUGACGACUAAAACAGAUUUGCUUUCUUUCUCUUUCUUUUGGAUAUUAACACGUCAGUAGGAAUUGUGACCAAACAACAGAUAAAAUGAUUUGAAAUCCAUUUCAAGAUUCUCCACAACAGUGGAAUUCUACAUCUAGAAAGCAAUAUAAAAAAAGACCUUUUGCUCCAUCUUGGAAGUUUUUAAGUGUCCUACAUUUUCACUUGGACAUUUAGUGUAAUCGAAAAGAUCCCGCACGCUAUAAGAGCAUUUGCUAAGACAAUUUGAUUCUGACGAAGAACUUCCUCAGAACAGAUCUGAGAUGUCUGGAUAAAUGUUUGGAGAAGCUUAAAGAACCUGUGCGGUUUCUUUCAGAUGCACCAGCUUGUCCAGGUGGGGUUUUUUCUUUUGUUUUUACACUUUUGGUAGAUGAAAUGUGCAGCCCCACCCUUGACAUUACCUCCAGCUGCCGGCAGAGUGACCUCUUCUUCCCACACGUGGAAUCUUCAGCCUCUGUCUGGAAUCUUUACCUACAUGUUAUAAACCUGAACCGUCCAUUACGCACUCUCAGUGUCCCUACACUGAAUCUUCAACCUCUCAGCAAACCUUUGCUCCUGCACUCGAUUACUCCAAGCUUUUUCUUGUGGACUGCCUCUGCUGUGGAGGGACUUUUGACAUAGCACAGCGGCUGGACUCUGACUGGCACCAUUUGGUGUUUUUGGGUAACGUUUGGAGCAGGUUGUUUAGUUCAGGUAAUGCUCGUUAUGUCCAUAUAAAGGACAUUGGGCAGGUUUUGAUAAAAAAGCCCUCUUUUAAAUGGUGCGGGAACAUAUAGUUUACGAUUUUAAAAGGAAAAUGCCGCUGUUCUCAGUUUGUGCCAUUAAACUACGUUGCCCCUCUUCUUGGUUUGCACAUAGUCGCGUCAUGUUGGAGACCAAAUCUAUCUUCUAUCUUUGCAGCCAUUCAUUUUGUAUCACUAACCUGCAUUAAGUGAUAUUUUUGAUAUGUUAAAAGCUAAAUAUAUUGAGAAGUAGCAAUUAGCAACCCUCCGGGGCAGAGAAACGCGGAAGUGCCAUAAACCGCAGUCUCUCAAAUGACCACUUGAGACUGGCUCCAAAAGUGAAUCAAUCCCUGUAGAUCAGUGACUUUAAAAAGAAUAUAGACCCGGGUGAGAAAUGGUUUAAUCUCUAUUCCCCAUUCAUUCAUGAAUCUUUAUAUAACUGGUCAAUUUAAAUUGUAUUAGGGCUUAAAGUUAUGCAUAAUUAAGGGCAAAGGCUGUUUUGAGUGACAGGUGGGUGGCAUCACAGGUGGCUAGCUCGGCAACCAGGCUUCUUCAGCCCGCCUCAGCUCCACCUCUAGCCCAUUUUCUGGAUUAGCAUGCAGAGUCAGAGUCAGGCAAUGCCAAGAUGGCGAUGGCUUAAGCUGCCCACACUGAGCUUCACAAUGGCUAUUCAGGAAUCUAUGGGUGAUGUCACAGAGGCUAUGUCCAUGUUUUAUACACUGACCCUCACAUAGACCAACCAUAAACUAUCCAUGUUCAGCAAACCAGCUCAGACAAGCUGUUAACGCCAUCUGGCCAGCCUGAAAUCACAUAAGAUUAAAGUUUUGGGAAACGAAAGUCUUUAGAUGAGUCAAUGUUGUGUUCUAUUGGACAGAAGACCAUAAACACUAAUCCAAAGGGAUUUUUAAUGUUGCUGUCUGCUAUAUAUGCCAGUAGGCAAUACUUCACCACGAUAUUAGUCAUAAGAAUUCAAAUCUGUCUCUCAGGGCUUUGUUUCUUUAACUUGAUUCUGCACUCUUGCUGUACCUUCAUACAAUCAAAAAGAUCACUUAAUGCAACUUUAAUAAUUACCCAAGCUUUGAAAUAAUGUUCAGUCAUACUUCAUCUGUCACAUUGUAAAUACAUGAUGGACAUGGCUCCCAGAUAUAUACGCAAAUACAGUUCUUCAUAUAUCAUAGUCCUGCUUGCAUUUGGCUUGCUUAUUUGCCCAAUCAAGAACUCAUUUCAAGCUUGUUUCAGAGAUGGAAAUUAAAGAAGCGCUGAUUGCAAUGUCAACUAAAUGAAGAUGGUAGUUACGGCACUGUUGCUUUAAAUGACACCGGUAUUCUCCUUUUAGUCUCUACUGCACAAACAGGGCUGCACCUGCUCAGCGUCACAGUGGAAAAACCAGAGGGUGCUCAUGCUGUUCUGCCCCCACUGUGAGCCCGGUGUGGAGACUGCAUGGUGCUUCUACAACAGAAAAGGAGCAUUGACUUCUGGACAUGCACGGUUAUCAGCUGCGUAAGGUGAUGGUUUGCGGUUUGAUGGACUUCAUAAACUGUUUAAAUUCCUCCAUUUUGACGUAGCAAAGUGGUGGAGCUUUAGAAUAUACUAAACCCCCAGCAGAACAACUAUAGAUCAACCUAACUACACAAUAAUGUAUGAAACCUGUAGAAUACUACACAGAUAAAAAUGGAUAUUUCUAAAAUAUUGUACUACAAUGUUUUGAUGUGGUUGUAUUAUCCAUCAUAGCAGUGUUAUUGUUGAGAUUUUUUACUUUAACAUUUUAGUACAGAUCCUGAGAACUGUCAUGGCAUGAUAAUAUUAUGGUCUCGGUAUAUUGUGGGACAGGCUACGUCUCUUAGUUUGUUAGCAUUGUUAUAUAUGUGUCAGAGUUCUCACAUGGUUCGCCACACUAGCUGGGACUAGCUGGGUGGACCCGUGAAAAAUGUUCGAUUGGACGUUUAUUUGGUUGUGGCAAAAAUGGAAAGACACUUAAAAAUAUGUUGGUUGUCACCUGUUGCUAUUUUUUGUUUUUGCUUUGCCAUGUUCAGUUGUUUUAAAAUGUGUGAGCUUGUUUAUUACAUGUCUGAAUAAGAAAAAUUCAAACAAAAGAAAUCAUUUUUUAAACUUUUUGUCACUUUCAUACGUACGCAUGCAUUGUUUACACUUUUGGGUGGACACUGGUUUGCUAAUCUAGGCUUUUUCUGUUUUUUUGUGUGUUUUCAGCUCCAUCUGGUCAACGACUUAACUGCUACUACUAGGCGUACAGAGAUUAGGCCCAUAAUGCACUUUGCAUACGUUGAAAAUGGUGGAUAUCCAUGUAAUGGUUAAGUCAUAAUAUAGGCAUACAGUAGUUAUGAGCAUAAGGUAUGGGUUACACACUUCUUAGUCAACCACUACAUCAGUCAAUAACCUAAUUUUCCCACACUAAAUGAAAAUGCAGUUGACAGUCAUGUCUGUUCUAGUGGAGCCACAUCAAUAAAGACGAAUAAAGCCAUGAA